UUCGUAUUCGGCUGUCGUGCGUGCCGCGUCUUGCCGGCCUCCGAGCUGAAGCCCUCGGCUCUCUUACACCUCCCGUCGAUCCCCGCGAUCCACGAGCGUUCCACACACACACACGAAAGUAUCUUACUCGGGAUCGCUUUAGCCGCGCACUACUGCACCGUCAUCGAUCGCGCCGCCGGGCGAAACGGAGUUCGCGCCGUUCGCGAGUGAUUGCGCGGGAUGUUCGCGAAGAAAUACGCGGCGCUCGGUGCGAGGCCCGCGCGGCGGCAGUGCGUCUUCCAGUGUCUUACACGGCGCUUCGUGUCGCUCGAAUAGAGAACGCGUUCGGACACCGCGCGUCGGCGGCGGCCCAGGAGAGUUUUUGAAGACGGCGAAGAAGGUGGCACGGUUCCAGCCGGAACGCGUCGGCCACGGAAUGCAUAGCCGCCUCUUCUGCGCUGUAAGAGGCAUUCGGGACAGUGUGUCAAGGCCGAGGAUCCCUCGCCGCGGCGUUGCGAUUCGGCCCGGACUUGCUUCUCCCGCGAUCUAACGGAACGGCGGCCUUGGGGAGGGUCCGCCGCCCCUGGAUUUAACCCCUCGCGAACCCCGAGAGCGCUCGCUUUGAUCCGCGACGCCCCGGAUCGAUACCGGCGCGUCGGCGGCGUGCGUCGUCCUGUGCGUUGUUGUCCCUUUCAUGUGUUUCCGGCUGCGGCGGCACCGAGCGGCGAUCUAGAGCACGGUGUCAAGGUCGGGAUUCCGGCGAGCGUGCACAAGCGAGCAAGCAGUCCGUUGCGGCGGAGGACGCCGGCUGGAAGGGAGAAGAAGACGAUCGUCGGCCGCGCGCGCCAGGAAACGGGAGGAUCCGUUGCCGCGCGGCGAUCGAGCUGCACCCUCGAUCGGACCUGAUUUCCGAGGGAGGAGAAAGGGUGGUAGUCUCGAGUGUUCCUCGCCGCGGCGGGAGAGCGCGGGGUGGCUCGUUUAAUCCGGCAUCGGACGGAGGAUAUCUGACGGGACAAUAAUCGGCAGACCGCGGCGUCAUCGUCGAGAAACCGAGCCGCCGUUUUAUUCGUCUUACUUUGCGCUUCGCCUCUUCCCCCCUCCUCCACCGCCUCCUCCUCCUCUACCGCCGCCGCCGCCUCCCUCGCGCCCCUCUCCGCCAUCCGCCGCGCCGCUCCGCGCCGUGCCCCCUCUCCCUCCUGCUCCGCCGCGGAGCCGCCGCGGUCCCGGUUUUUGCCGAAUGUUUGCUCGCGUCGCUCGCCGGCGCGGAGAUAGAGAGAGCUUUUUAUCAUCCGUGCCGCGGAGAAACGGAGCAGCGAUCGAACGAGCGAGAUUAACCGGGCGACCUGGCUAAUUUUAAUUCGCGCAACAAACAAGCAGCGGCGAGAGGCUGUCGCGCGAUAACGGGGAGAGAGCCGGCGGACAACACCGCGCCGCUCGCCGAGCGUCGCCCGUUCUCCAAUAUGGCGAACGACGCCGAGGAGGAGCCUCGUUCCUCGAGCGUUUCCGCGACGAUUUGAACGACGCCGCGAAACAGUGAAAUCAUCGUCGGCGCCGCGGGUUCCCGCGCCGCGCUUCUUCUUCUUCUUCUUCUUCCGAUCGUCGCCGCGGACUGAGAGGAGAUCGCGCGUUCGGCCCGCGUUACGGACCACGUGUGUUGUUGGUGAGUUCGGUGCGACGGAAUUUCACGGAUCCACGGCGUAAUGAGCGGCGACCAUGCUCGUCCGUCGUUCACCCGGCUGCUUUUCGAACAUCCGGAACUGAAGGUUCGGCGCCGGUUCGCGGACCAUUGACACGGAUUUUGUGGUGACACGGUGUGAUCAUCGAGUUGUUUUUCUUGUUAUCGUCGUCGUCGUCGUCGUUAUUAUUAUUGUUGUUGUUGUUGUUGCUGUUCUUGUUGUUCUUGUUGUUGUUCGUGUUGACCGUGUUGAUGUUGUCGGCGGAAACGACUGGAAAAUGUGGAUGAAACAGCCGGAACAAGUGUACCUGCCGCCCCAGCAUCCGCAACAGCAGACGAUGCACCCGGGGAUGGCCGGAGCGGACGAAAGGUCGCAUCAGCAUCAUCAUCAUCACCAUACACAUCAUCAUCGAACCGCCGCCAUGGAUCUGCCGGUUCCAAGCAAUCCAAGGGCGGCGCGGAACAUGGCGGAAAAACAACGCCGCGACAAUCACAACACAAACAUUACAGCAAUGGGGAAGCUCGUACCUGCUGUCGCCGAGAGUCCGAGGAAGAUGGACAAAAUCUCCAUCCUGAGGCUGGCUACAGCUUUCCUCAGGUCGAACUAUACGCUCGGACGCGGCACAAUAGACUUUCUACCCCGUGAACUCGGUUGUCUGGACUUGGAAAAAUAUAUCGUCGACAACUUGAUCGAAAGCGGGGGCUUCUUUAUCGUGGUCACGACGACAGGGAAAAUCGUUUACGUCAGCCGGCAAGUCCAGGAACACCUUGGCCACACUCAGGGUGAUCUUCUCGGCUACUCCCUAUACGAUUUCAUUCACCCGAGGGACCGCGAGGAGCUCACGAAAAACCUGAAGGUGGAGGACCUCCAAGGGGUGGCCGGCUCGUCGUCGUCGUCGCUGCCGCAGCUUUCGAAUGCGGCGAACGAGAACUCGACGUCGUCGGAGGACUCGUCCACGCUGAGACACGAGAGGAAUCCUUUCCGCGAGCAGCGCCGGAUAUUCGAGCUGAGAAUGUUGCACCGGACAGCGUCACGCAGGGAGCACACGCAGUACGAAUGGUUCGAGCUCUCGGGGAUGCUGAAGCUGGCCGAGAGCUGCCGGAACCCCGAGUCCCAGGCGAAUCGGGCGAGACAUCGAGAUAUCGGCUCAACGAGCAACGAUAUUAUCUUCGUGGGAGUAGCGCGGCUAUUAAUGAAGCGAUCGAUCACAGGGAUAUCGAUCAUAGAUGCGAACAAGGACGAAUACCUCACCCGGCAUUUGGUCGACGGCAGAAUACUUUACUGCGACCAUAGGGUGUCCGUGGUGGCCGGCUACUUGGCUGAGGAAGUCUCCGGCUUGAGCGCCUUCAACUUCAUGCACAAAGACGAUCUCUGGUGGGCCAUGAUCGCGCUUCGCCAAAUGUACGUUCGUGCAGAAACGUGCGGAUCGUCGUGUUACAGACUACUGUCGAAAACAGGAGAAUUUAUUUAUUUGCGUAGUCACGGGUACUUAGAGCUGGACGAGAACACCCAAACUGUUGUGUCUUUCGUGUGCAUAAACACACUAGUAUCGGAGGAAGAAGGAAUGCAACUGGUGCAACAAAUGAAGAAACGAUUCUCAGCGACGAUAACCGAAUCCACGUGGGAAAUGAUCCAAAACCAGGAUGACGCCGCGCUUGACAUGGGUUCAGACUCCCAGCAGAGCUCAAAAAGUAGUGUAGGAGAUCCCACGGUGGUUGAAGACGCCAUUGCACACCUGGUCAGCGCCUUGUCGUCCUCCGUUUCCGAAAUUCGUCUAUCAAAGUCUCCUGUUCCCGACGAACAAUACGUGAAGGCUGCUAUAGUCUCGAAGAACUUACCACCGGUUGCUGCGCAAGCGAGCAAAAUUGGCAUUAAGUCGAUAGAUCAUCGCUUGAUGGUGCAAGGAACAGAAGGUCGUAGCCCUAAACAAGAACCAAAGGCGAGUAAUCAGUUGAUUCCGCUGAACGAGUCGCAAGAUAGUCCUAGGUCGUCAGGAAAAUCGAUGGCGAUCAAAAUCAAAGAAGAAGACACGAUACCUGAAGAAGUUACCAGCAUUAUUGCAACAAAUGAUUCGCCCGUGGAUCAAUGUAUAAACCUUCCGCAUAAUCCUGGAACAUCUCACUUGGACAUUACCCCAAGAAGGUACAUUCCUCCAGUCGAGGAUAUUGCAAUUUCCGACACGAAGUCGAGUCAAUACCCCACCAAAAGGAGGCACAGCGACGAAAACGAUAGGAUAACUUCCAACAAGAAAAGAGCUCCGUAUUUUGAUCAGAAAUUGUUUGUUAAGGAAGACUAUGAAGAUUUAGAUUCGUUGAAUGACCUCAUGGGGGGUAACUAUUCAUGUUACGACGAUGACAAGUUUCCCGACCAAGACCGUAUAUUAAAGAUGAUCUUUGGAGGUGACGUUCAUUCUAAUGGUACGACGGUGCCUCAAAUACCAGAGACUGUACUCUGUGACAAUUUAAGAAGGCAGCAGCACCAGUUGACUGAGAAUAUAGCGUUGCAAGAUUCUCAGUUAAAUGUUAUAACGCAAAACAUUUCGAACUCCGCAAAGAUAAAGAGUUUGAAAUCGUUAAAGGCAGAGCACAAUAUACAAAAACGAGACCUUAAAUCGCUAAAGCAAGAUCUCCAUAAUCAUAUCGCGAUAUCACGCAGCCACAACAACAUCGGUGUUUAGAGAGAUAUUCAGGAAUCUGCCAAAUACCAGAGAAACAAGUGUAACAGAAGAGAAAAGGGAAGGAACCGAGGUCGAAGCUGUCAGAGUGAAAUUGUAUGUUGAUUGUUCCAGUGAAGUCUAUUGUAACUCAUUCCUCUUUGUGACACCAGUGAUAAUAUGGUAAAUGAAGAAAUGACUACUAGUUACACAUCGACAAUCGGCAACAGCCUGACGGUGUUGGCUCGUAUCGCCCUGUUACUCACCGUAGAAGAGAUAAUUGUUUAUCUACGAUUACGCAAAAAAAGGCUACGCGUCGGUUAUGAAAAUUUCAAACUCUUCGCACCGGCAAGAAUACAUAGGAACAGUGCCGUGAGCAACAAAGCAUGAUCGAAAUAAUCGGCGUACGAACUUUCUGCUGUGUACAAGUACGACGAGUUUGUACGAACGAAUUGUGGACCUUGUACCUAACCUGAUUUUUGGCGCAGAGACACGAACGAUCAUACAUAUAUAUAUAUAUAUCUCGGUAACUAUUUCCACGAAAUGCAGACGUGAAUCGUAUUAUAAAUGAGGGUCGCGUGCGUUUUACGUACUUGCAGGUCCAAUGUUGCGCAAUUUUUAAAGUUUAUGAUAGCUAAUUUGUAGAUAGUGCGGAGUCGAUUUAAAAAUGGCCGCGCUGCUCGUCGUCUAGACUUCAACACUGUUUUAUCCGGUCGUUACAAGGCCGAAAUCACGAACUAUUUCGAUGUCGGAUAAAUCACGGUAUAUCAGCACAUAUAUAUCGGAUGGAUACAGCAUCAGUUUUAUUUGCGCAUCCUGUUGGGUCACCGGAUGCCAAUUAACACGAGAGAAAAAAUAUAAUAAUGUCGUGAAAGAAAAUUCAAUUUGAAUCUUACUGGUAAGAGCAAAUUGGCAGUACAAAAUUUAUCGCGAAUGAAUGAAAGAAGAGAUGUUUACGAAAAAGAAAAGAAAGAAACGGGGUCGUACUAUACAUAAAAAGAAAUAUUAGAUACAUAUGAACGUAUCUAGAUUUUAUUACUGUUACACGAGUACGGUAACAAUGAAAUUGUAAAUUGUCUCGAGUCUCAAGUAUAUCACCAUUUUCUUUUUCUUUAAAAGAAAAAAAAAAAAGAAAUUCGAUCCUAAAUCGUGUGGACUGCUAAUCCUUUUUAAAUGUAUCUAUGUAUGCACUAUUUGUAACAUAUGCAUGCACUUUCGAGCAUUUUACAUAUUAAUUUGUUAUUUUUACAAAUUUUUUUUACUUUUUUUUUGUCGAGGUAUAACUAACGUAAAUGAAACUAUCGACCUGUUUUAACGGGCGGGAUCGACGCCCGUCGGUCUCCGUACAAGAAUUGCAUAAACGAAUAUUAUAUUUCAUGUUUACAACCGUUCUGUUAUUGCGAAUUUUUAGACUUUACUGGCCUCGUUAUCCACCCAAUAUUAUGUUACUUUAUAUUACUUUAUUUAAUUACAGCUAAGCUUUAGUGUCUAUUGAUCAGUGUAGAAUAAUUUCCGCGGUUAUCCGAUGCAUAAUUAAAAAUAAAUGGCCACGGGUAGAUCAUGCUCUGAGCUAUAAGUUGACAAGAAGAAAAAAAAAAGGAAAAGAAAA
Molecule: messenger RNA, 5917 nt
Organism: Megalopta genalis
Lineage: Eukaryota; Metazoa; Arthropoda; Insecta; Hymenoptera; Halictidae
Biological process (GO): regulation of DNA-templated transcription
Cellular component (GO): cytoplasm; nucleus; transcription regulator complex
Molecular function (GO): DNA-binding transcription factor activity; protein dimerization activity
Source: RefSeq, a predicted model, not a curated record